Messenger RNA from Fusarium pseudograminearum CS3096, 324 nucleotides. RefSeq lists its product as uncharacterized. Bases 1 to 324 code for a protein of 107 amino acids. The record is from RefSeq and is a predicted model, not a curated record. Gene Ontology annotation, biological process: mitochondrial electron transport, ubiquinol to cytochrome c. NCBI's taxonomy places the organism in Eukaryota, Fungi, Ascomycota, Sordariomycetes, Hypocreales, Nectriaceae. The transcript has 4 exons.
AUGUCCCCGGAACUUCGCGAAUUUCCUGGCCUGACAAUCUCUAGAACCUCCCCAUCCUUCAACCGAAGCCUCACAACGCCCGUCGCAGACGUCCACCACCGACUCCUAGCCGUGUUCCAGACGCCCAAUUGCGCAAUUCAGUCAAAAUGGAGCCUGUUCUCCACCAACUACCUGAUGCUCGCGACCGUUUUCUCUGCCGGCUUCGCUUGGGAGAUCGGCUUCAACAACGUCAUGGACAAGGUCUGGGAUAACCACAACCGAGGCCGACAAUGGAAGGACAUUCGACACAAGUUUAUCGAGGGUGGCGAUGAGGACGAGGAAUAA